GCUGCUCGUUUGUAAACGCGCUUGGCACCGCCCUUCCUGGCUGGGUGGGUGGUUUCGUCAAACGAGCAGAUCCGCUACGGCCCAGAGCCGAACAUAUAGGCCGUCCUCCGCCUCCGUACCCGGCCGGCCUUCUACCGUGAACUACACCCUCUCCCUCUCGGUAUAUUAAUGCGUUAUGAGUGACUCCAAGAAGGAAUCAGCUGGAACUGAAGGAGGGAAAGCAUCUAAACGGGGUAAAAGUUCUGGAUCGCAGGAUUCCUCGCAGCCCUCUCCGUUGGCUCUGCUAGCAGCCACCUGCAGUAAGAUCGGAGGGCAGGGGGGAGCGGAGGGAGCCCAGGCCCAGCAGAUCCAGGUCCAGGCUGGUCAGAUUCAGCUGCAGGCAGGUCAGCUUCAGGGACAAAUAUUGGUGGACGCCGCUGGGGGUCAGGCCCUGGUGCCUCAGCAGCUAGAACUGGUCCCGGCUCAGUUUACGGGCAACGGCUGGCAGAUCAUCGCCGCAGCUCCUACCAUGGCCAAGGAGAACGCCAGUCAACCUGUUGCUGUGACCGUGGCCACCACUCUGGCCAAUGACAGCUCUCCUGGUGGGCGCAAGUUGAAGGCAGCAGGUGGGAUCAACAGCAUUCCAGCCAGUCAGCCGCCGCAGCAGCAAUUCCAGAUCAUCCAGGUGCAGAACCUGCCCAAUGCUGGAGGUGGUGUACAGUAUCAGGUUAUCCCCCACCUGCAAACUGCAGACGGACAGCAGAUUCAUAUCAACCCCCAGCCGGCCUCCAUCGGAGCUCUGUCUGAGCAGGUUCAGCUUAUCCAGACCCCAAACUCAGGCCAGACCCAGGCUAUCCUCCAACCAGCCAAUCAGCAGACUAUUCUACCAAGCACAGCCAAUCAGACAGUCCCACUGCAGAUCCGUCCUGCACAGUCGUUCCCACUUCAGCUGCAGGCGCUGCAAGGCUCCCAGACCUCAGUGAUGACCACGGUCCCCAUAAACCUUGGUGGCAUGACCCUGGCUUUGCCUGUGAUCAACAAUGUGGGAGGGGGCGGGGCUGUGCAGCUUAUCCAAUCAGCAGAUGGCACAUUUUCCGUUGCUAAUGGCAACCAGCUGGUAACAACAGCAGUGUCGGGAGGGGCUUCUGUUCCAGCUGCGACUGGAUCAACGCUGACCGCAGCUGAAGGUGACGCAGCGACUGAGGGGGUUCAGGUGGUUUCUGCUGGACAAGAAGGUGGAUCAGCUGACCCCAAAGCUCAGACCAGUGAAGCUGACUCUCAGAGCCAGAACCAGGCAAAUGGGCUCCAGAGCCAGUCAGACUCAGCAGGAACCAUCCAACAGGUGAUCGUGGGCCAGGUGGGGCACCAGUUGGUACAGCAGAUCCAGCUGCAACCUCAGAGCCAGGGUCAGACACAGGGCCAGCAGCAGCCCCAACAUAUUCAGACACUCCAGCUGGCCCCAGGACAAACCCUGCAGCAGAUUCAGGCCUUCCAGAACCCAGCCCAGGUUCUUAUUCGUGCUCCGACCAUGUCACCCUCUGGCCAGAUCACCUGGCAGACUCUUCAGCUGCCUGGAGGGGUCUCCCUGCAGGGAGGUCUGGGGACAACCGUACCACAGCAGCUAACUUUGACCCCUGUGGCCGGUGGGACGGCAGCGGGGAGUGGAGGGCUGGUCUCCCUGAGUGGAACUCCGCUGACGCUGAGUGCAGCUCAGAUUAACCCAGGCUCAGGAGUGCAGACGGUCAGCAUCGCAGGACUGGGCACAGCUGGAGUUCAGGUACAGGGUGUACCUGUAACCAUCACCGGUCUACAGGGUCAACCACAUGGUCAAGACGGGGUCAAAGUUCAGUCUUCUCCUGUGACUGUCACCGUUGGCAAUGUGGCUUCAAGUUCAUCACUGAGUCCAGACCAGCUGGGCUCUGUUCAGAGUUCUUCAGACCAAGAGGGGCUGCCCAGCAAGAGGCUCAGACGCGUCGCCUGCUCUUGUCCAAAUUGCAGGGAUGGAGAAGGAAGGAACAGCGGAGACCCCACAAAGAAAAAGCAACACAUCUGCCACAUGGAGGGCUGCGGGAAGGUGUACGGAAAGACCUCCCACCUGAGGGCCCACCUGCGCUGGCACACUGGCGAGAGGCCGUUUGUCUGUAACUGGAUCUUCUGUGGCAAGAGGUUCACCCGGAGCGACGAGCUGCAGAGACACCGGAGAACACACACAGGGGAAAAGCGCUUUGAAUGCCCCGAAUGCUCCAAGCGCUUCAUGCGCAGCGACCACCUCUCGAAGCACAUCAAGACCCAUCAGAACAAAAAGAGCGGCGCCGCCGUGGCAAUCAUUACCACUGACGACUUGGAGGAAGACGCCCCCGAGGGCCUGCCCGACUCCCCGCAGAUCGUCUCCGUGGGAACCCUGACUCGGGACUCCGAACCUGCCACGCCCACCACCUCCAAUCACCUGGAGGAAGAGGAGUUUGAAUAGACAAAUCGAAGGCCAACCUCCUCUUUGUUGACUGGAGGGUUUUGCAGGGACUGUAAGGUUUUUUUUUUUUUUUUAAUUUAUUAUUAUUUUACAUGAAUUUACAAAAUUCUUCACUCAUAAAAGAUGCAGAAAGGAGACGAGAACAUGUAAUGAAUAUGAAAAAAUAUAAUUACAAUCUAAGGAAAAAUAAAUUUACAUAUAACAAAAACUUAAGACUGUAUGAAGAGAUUAGUUUGGCAUUUAUAAAAUUAAUCUAUGAAAUUUCCGUGUGCAGUGGGGGGAGGAAUGUAAGUCGAUGAGCACAAGACAGGGGGACCUGGCAAAUCGAAAACCAUCCAACACCAAGAGGCAUUUCCUAACAGAUUCUAACUCUAUGCACAAAGCUGUGUUCCUGUUUCAUACCUGUCAGACAGUGCUGAGGUCAAUCACGGUACAGGAUGGUUGUAGAGAAGCGGCAGAGCUGGGGCAGCUUUGGGACGUGUGUGUGUGCGUUUGUAAAUGGAACGAUUGUGUUUGUACUCCCACGCUGUCCCGCUCAGGAUCUACCUAAAAUUUUAUUUUUGGUUCAGGUUUAGUCCUCAGAGGAGUUUCAAGUGUUGAUUCAUUUGAUUAGUCGACAAACUCUUGAAGAGGAUCGAUGGGGAGGGAAAUUCUUAAGAGAAGAGUAGAAAACAAGCACAUAUAAAAAGAUUUAUAAAUAAUGCAUUCCUAUUGAGGCACAAAGGCCAUUAGAAAAAAUAAGGUUUCUAUAGAGACUAAAAACAAACAAAAAAACAAUCUAGCUUUCUGCAACUUUGUGACGUGAAAGCAAUACUAUGAUGACAAUCUUAGUGGAACCAUGUUUACAUUAAGGGGGAUUUUCUUUGUUGGUGAAACAAGCCAGUUUGUUCCUGGAUUCAGGAAGUAGUGCUGUCGUUUGGACAAACCUGGUUGCUUUGCAGUUACCACAGAGUGGCUUCAACAUCCAAGCUGCGCCAUACGUUGAUUUGUUUAAUAUCAAGUCGCUCCAGAUGGUAGAAGGAACAACCGCUUUGUCAGAUGGCAGCACGGUCGCUUACGUUCCUUAAAGCGAUAAAUCUGAUACUUUAAAGUAGGGUUUUCUGGAACGGUUAAAAAUAUCUUACCUGUUGUAGAUGCCUCUUGGGAUGAGCUCAGUUUGGAGAAACAGAAGUUUUAUUCUAAACAAAUUGACGAGUUAGCGGUUAUUUUGAACUUAAGAUCAAAUUAAAUUGCUGUCAUCCUA
Molecule: messenger RNA, 3692 nt
Organism: Nematolebias whitei (Rio pearlfish)
Lineage: Eukaryota; Metazoa; Chordata; Actinopteri; Cyprinodontiformes; Rivulidae
Gene: sp4
Product: sp4 transcription factor
Exons: 7
Coding region: 176-2449 (757 amino acids)
Biological process (GO): regulation of transcription by RNA polymerase II
Molecular function (GO): RNA polymerase II cis-regulatory region sequence-specific DNA binding; DNA-binding transcription factor activity, RNA polymerase II-specific
Source: RefSeq, a predicted model, not a curated record